GCACUCUUUGAAGGCCCCGACAUUGGCAAAGGGCGAGGCAGCGCUCGCUCGCUCAGGGAUCCAGCCACCCCUUGUGAAAUUACCGCACUUCGUCUUCCUCGCAGAGAUGCAACUGGAUUAGUAUCCAAAACGUCGGCCGUGCUGAUCAUUAGUUGAGGAUUCUCGAAUCUCGCUUCCAUCCGGUGAACGAUAGGUUUUUGGUUUCUUCCGAAUGAUUGAACAGAGGGAGUCGCUGGAUCCUGAGGAAGUUAUUGAUUCGUUUAUGAAUCAGAAGGAUCGGUCUCUCUUCUUAAACGACGUUGGAGACGGCUUGGUCGACUCUGAGAAAUCUCGAGAAUACUGCAACGCCGAAUAUUUAAUCGGUCUGCCUCGUCCAAAUGAUAGUAGUGCGUUUUCUAUGCCUUCCGGAUUUGAGACCAGCGCGGUAGCAUCUGGACAGCCAGAUGCUGAUAGGGUAGAGGGACAAUCAGUGGGCCAUCAGGAAGCUGGAGCUCAAGAAAGUUUUGCUGGACAGAACACCAGUUUUCUAGAAGGUAAUUCUAUGGAAAUUAUGCCGGUGGUGCCUGCAAACAGCGGAGAGAAGAAGGUUGGCACUCUUCUUGCUGCAGCAAUGAGGAAAUACGCCGUACCGAGAUCUUCAUGCUACCAUGGAGUCACUAAGCUAAAAUGGAGUGGGAAAUUCGAAGCACACCUAUGGGAUAACACCUGUAAGGUAGAAGGCAGAAAGCGGAAGGGAAAACAUGUUUAUUUAGGAAGCUAUGACUCUGAGGAGAAGGCAGCUAGAGCACAUGAUCUUGCAGUUCUUAAAUAUUGUGGUCCAAGCCAUACUUCUAAGCUUAACUUCCCCGUUUCUGAGUAUGAGAAAGAGCUUGAGAUCAUGGAGUCCAUGACUCAGGAUGAGUAUGUCGUUCAUGUUAGAAGACAAAGUAGUUGUUUCUCAAGAGGAGCUUCUGUUUACAGAGGAGUCACAAGAAGGAAAGAUGGGAAAUGGCAGGCCCGAAUUGGUCGUGUUGGUGAGAGCAGGGAUGUCAAAGACAUAUAUCUUGGAACAUUUGAAACCGAGGAAGAAGCUGCUGAAGCCUAUGACAUUGCUGCAAUUGAGCUCCGAGGAGUUCAUGCUGUGACGAAUUUUGAUAUUAGCAAUUAUUGUGAGGGUUCUUUCAAGCAAAUCGAAGAACCUCCCUGCAAGUUAGAGACUUGAUUUCUUGCAUUAUAAGUGCAGACAUUGUAACAUAUUGUUUUCUGUUCUUUAUUCCAUAGUUUCUCAAUGUUUUGCUUUAGUGAUCUUUGACUUGUAAACUGGAUGUUGCUGAUUCCGAAAUUUUCUUAUUUUCAUUGAAAAAACUGCUUCAGGUUUCAGUU
Molecule: messenger RNA, 1362 nt
Organism: Dendrobium catenatum
Lineage: Eukaryota; Viridiplantae; Streptophyta; Magnoliopsida; Asparagales; Orchidaceae
Product: AP2-like ethylene-responsive transcription factor AIL1
Exons: 9
Coding region: 212-1201 (329 amino acids)
Biological process (GO): regulation of DNA-templated transcription
Molecular function (GO): DNA-binding transcription factor activity; DNA binding
Source: RefSeq, a predicted model, not a curated record